GAGCCUCCAUCACUUCCUGUACCGCAGCCUGUAAACCCCUACGCUUCCUUCUGGAGUUCAUUACACACAGUGGACCCGGCACUUCAUUAAAUUAACUUCUGCGAAUAUAUUUAUAUCACACUAUUUAUUUGUUUAUCAAGUGUGAAUUCAGCAGCUCAGAAUGGAGACAUCUGGGAACUCGAAUAAGAAGCAGAAACUGAGUAACGCGCCUGAGAGCUGGGGGAUGCAAAGAGCCACCAAUGUGACAUAUCAAGCCCAUCAUGUGAGCCGAAACAAGCGUGGACAAGUAGUUGGCACUAGAGGAGGAUUUCGAGGUUGCACAGUGUGGCUUACAGGUUUGUCUGGUGCAGGUAAAACGACGGUCAGCAUGGCUCUGGAGGAGUAUCUGGUGUGCCAUGGCAUCCCCUGCUACACUAUGGAUGGAGAUAACAUCAGGCAGGGCCUCAAUAAGAAUCUGGGCUUCAGCCCUGAAGACCGCGAGGAGAACAUUCGCCGUAUCGCGGAGGUGGCAAAACUGUUUGCUGAUGCUGGGCUUGUGUGUAUCGCCAGCUUCAUUUCCCCAUACAGCAGGGACCGCCUGAAUGCAAGGAAGAUCCAUGAAGCUGCUGGCCUUCCGUUCUUUGAGGUGUUUGUGGAUGCUCCUCUGGAUGUGUGUGAGCAGAGAGAUGUGAAGGGGCUCUAUAAGAGGGCUAGAGCUGGAGAAAUCACAGGGUUCACAGGAAUAGACUCUGAGUAUGAGAAGCCAGAGGCCCCUGAACUGGUACUAAAAACUGAUUCUUGCAGUGUGAACGAGUGCAUCCAGCAGCUCCUGGACCUCCUGCAGGAGAGGGACAUAGUGCCUGUGGACGCAUCCUAUGAGGUCAAGGAGCUCUACGUGCCUGAGAACAAGCUGGACUUGGCCAAGGCUGAUGCAGAGAGUCUUCCAGCAGUGGAGAUCACCAAGGUGGACAUGCAGUGGGUGCAGGUGCUGGCUGAGGGCUGGGCCACUCCUUUGAACGGCUUCAUGAGGGAGAGAGAGUUCCUACAGUGUCUUCAUUUCAACUGUCUGCUCGAUGGUGGGGUUAUUAACCUGUCGGUGCCAGUGGUCCUUCCCGUCUCAAGCUCUGACAAGGAGCGUCUGGACGGCAGCACCGCAUUCGCGCUGGCCUACGGUGGUCGGAGAGUCGCGAUCCUGCGAAACCCAGAGUUCUACGAGCACCGCAAGGAAGAGCGUUGUGCCCGGCAGUGGGGCACCACCUGCAAGGACCAUCCAUACAUCAAGAUGGUGAUGGAGAGUGGAGACUGGCUGGUCGGAGGUGAUCUCCAGGUGCUGGAUCGGAUCUACUGGAAUGACGGGCUGGAUAGUUACAGGCUCACGCCAACUGAACUCAAGCAGAAGUUUAAAGAGAUGAACGCAGAUGCUGUCUUUGCCUUCCAACUGCGGAACCCAGUGCAUAAUGGCCACGCGCUGCUCAUGCAGGACACACAGCGACGUCUAAUUGAACGUGGCUACCGUCGACCCGUGCUUCUGCUACAUCCGCUGGGAGGCUGGACCAAAGAUGAUGACGUACCACUGGCCUGGCGUAUGAAACAGCAUGCAGCUGUGCUGGAGGAGGGGCUGCUUGACCCCAAAUCCACCAUAGUGGCCAUUUUCCCCUCACCAAUGAUGUACGCCGGCCCCACAGAGGUCCAGUGGCACUGCAGGGCCCGAAUGGUGGCCGGGGCCAACUUUUACAUAGUGGGCCGUGACCCCGCAGGAAUGCCUCACCCAGACACAGGUAAAGACCUCUAUGAGCCCUCCCACGGAGCUAAAGUUCUCACCAUGGCCCCUGGACUCAUAUCGCUGGAAAUUGUGCCUUUCAAAGUGGCAGCCUACAAUAAAGUCAAGAAGGCCAUGGAUUUUUAUGACCCCAAAAAACACCAGGACUAUGACUUCAUCUCAGGAACCCGCAUGAGGAGGAUGGCUCGCGAGGGCCAGAACCCCCCGGAAGGCUUCAUGGCACCCAAAGCCUGGAAUGUUCUCAAGGAAUACUACCAGUCUUUGGAGAAGGCCUAAGCCGUUUUCCAGGUGCGCAGAGAGAGAGGAGGAAGCAAUUCUGUUACAGAGGGAAGAGGAGGAAGAGGAGGUGAUCAUUUGUAAAAAAACAAAAAAAACAAAUCACAAACAUUGGGACCACCCAAAGGACUUCUUGAACUGUUUUGGAUGUUGUUCCUCAUUAAUUCACUGUCGGUUUCAUGGUUCAGUCUUAUGGCAGCAUUUUUAUAUGUUCGGUUUAAAAAAAGAACGCGAGUUAGCUUGUGAAAGGUACAUUUUAAGUAUACAAUACUGUAAAUAUAGAAAACUAAACUGUUUUAUUAGUAAACUAUGCCAUCUAUGUUCUUGUACACUCCCUAGAAUUCAUAAUCACUGAUACAAUUGGAUGAAAGAUGACAUAUAAUUUGAAAAUUUCCCUACUUGCCUUAAAGAUCAUAAGCUUUUAUUGAAACGGUUACAUGUACUGCAUUGUUCUGGCUUUAAUGCACAUUAAACUCUAUCAACAGCAUUUAUGGCAUAUUGUCAAGUACAGCAGAAAAUUAUUUCCUCGUGUGUGUUUUUUAACAGCUAAAAUAGAGGUUGCAAAGUCAGUAAAGCUAAUAAGUUCUGCACAAUAUGUUCUAAUAUAUAAAAAAGACAUAGAGAAAUAUCAAAACAAAAGAGAAAAUGUAUCAAAUUUUAUCUAACUAGAACAGCAGUCCUACUGCAAAAGUGACAAUUUAAUAACUUUAUAGUGCAAAAAUACAUUACAAAUAUUCUAAUGUAAACCUGUUUUUUGCUUUUAAAAAUAAAACAAGUUCAAAUUAUUUUGUGGUAAUCAACAUUAUGUUACAAAUGCUGUCAAAAGAGAUUGAUGUAUAGAGCAAGGAACAAUCCUUUAAGCCAAAAUGUGUGCCUGGAUGUGACGUAUACAGUUGGUUGUGCCCGUCCCUCUUUUAGGCAUUGUUUUUAGAAAAAAACAGUUAGUUGUUUAUUCAGUGGUCUGAAAAUAUUUGUGGUGACAACAGUAUAUUCUUUAUGUACAUUUUGGCAACAUUUUGUUCUGAAAUCUGGACAAUUAUUUCUUGCUUGCAGAGCAGUCAAACGUAAAAUUCACAUAUUUAAAUCUGUGAGGUUUGUCCUUUUUAAGUUACUGGCAUAACUUUAAUAGAAUUCCUUUAGUCUGUAACAUUUCUAACCAUGGUGUUUUGAUAUUUCUUUGUUUGAAUGUAGUUUUUUUUGUUAAACAAAAUGAUUUAGCUUUGUCUUUGGUAUAGGUGCAUUUUUCUGUAGUAUUUAUUUUGAAAACUUUUUGUUGUGUGUUUAUUGUAUUAGAAUAGAAAGGAUCAUAUUCUUCGGUUUAUAAUUCAUAGUUGUCUUGUUUAUUUUUUUAACAGUAUUGUCCUUCUUUACUCAGUGUUUUUAAUAAAGCAUUCCACCAAAAA
Messenger RNA from Ctenopharyngodon idella (grass carp), 3438 nucleotides. RefSeq names its product 3'-phosphoadenosine 5'-phosphosulfate synthase 1 (gene papss1). Gene Ontology annotation, biological process: 3'-phosphoadenosine 5'-phosphosulfate biosynthetic process; sulfate assimilation. Lineage: Eukaryota; Metazoa; Chordata; Actinopteri; Cypriniformes; Xenocyprididae. Gene Ontology annotation, molecular function: ATP binding; sulfate adenylyltransferase (ATP) activity; adenylylsulfate kinase activity. The record is from RefSeq and is a predicted model, not a curated record. Bases 161 to 2035 code for a protein of 624 amino acids. The transcript has 12 exons.